Messenger RNA from Selaginella moellendorffii, 1732 nucleotides. Its product is annotated as aquaporin PIP2-3. Gene Ontology annotation, biological process: transmembrane transport. The transcript has 4 exons. The coding region runs from base 225 to 1454 and encodes 409 amino acids. Gene Ontology annotation, molecular function: channel activity. The record is from RefSeq and is a predicted model, not a curated record. NCBI's taxonomy places the organism in Eukaryota, Viridiplantae, Streptophyta, Lycopodiopsida, Selaginellales, Selaginellaceae. Gene Ontology annotation, cellular component: membrane.
CUGGCACACGUUCCUCUUGUCCUGUGUCUUUAGGUCGCCUGAUCCGCCGCCUCGGUCCCCGGCAGUGCGAGAGAGGAGCAUUUAUUGCGGCGCGGCGGCGGUCGAGCUCAUCAGCGCAUUCCUCCACUCCCACGCAAUGCGCGGCCCACGAUCCCGCUAGGGCUCGCCUGGAUUCUUCCGCAUUAACACAGAGAGGCUGUGGAUCGAUCCGAUAGGGGAUCGCCAUGUCUUCGUCUUUCCAGAUUGAGAGUGGAGGCGCCGGCACCAGCUAUCGCAGCGGCGAGCUCCAGCCAGUGACACAUUCUGGACGAUACAGGUCGAAUCACGAUCCCAGCACGAGCUACUACAUUCCCACCGGGUCGGGGUACCAAUCCCCGCCAGUAUAUGGGCAGCCUCCGCGACCUGGAAUGGCGAUGGAUGAGGAAGCAUUCAAGGACAAAGGGCUGCCCGCGCCGCCCCUGACGUGGAGCGGCCGAAUGGAGCGCUUCUUGGGUCUGAUGGAUUUCACAAACUGUGAGGUGUGGCGUGGAACUCUGGUCGAGCUCGUCGGCUUCUCGGCUUUCCAAUUCGCGCUUAUAACCGGCAUUGCCGCGUGCGUGGAUUUCAAGCAGCGAGGAAUCGCCAUCGCUCUCGUCUACUUCCUCGUCUGGGCGGCGUGCAUUCUCGCGGCACUGUCCGUGUGGGUGGGCGCCGGGCACCUCAACCCGAUCUUCACAUACACGACCAUGCUCACGGGCCACACGACCGCGGUGCGAGCAAUGCUCUACAUGGCAGCGCAGAGCUUGGGAGCUUUGAUCGGGACUCUGGCAGCAAAACAGGUGGUGGCGCGGGACUUCGUCGAGAAAAACUCCCUCGCCGGGUGCCUGCUCGGAGAAGUUGUGAGAACCUCUCGGGGGCUCGAGUGGCCGGAGGGACUCACACCGCGAGCGGGGCUCAUCUCGGAGAUCUUCUUCACGUUUCUUCUCAUUUUCGUGGCCUACUCGACUCUCCUCGAGCCCGGGAACUUUCGCCAGACUGGUCCAAUUCUCGCUGCUCUCAGCAUCGGUGGCGCGGCAGGACUGUUUACUUUCAUCUCGUCGCAGCUCAAGUCUCCAUACUACUCGGGCGCUGGGAUGAAUCCCGCGAGGUGCCUGGGACCGGCCAUCGUCCAGGGAAGCACGCUCUGGGAUUGCCACUGGGUGUUCUGGGCCGGUCCGUUCAUCGCUGGAACCAUUUUUGGGGUCGUGUUCCGGCUCGUCGCGAAUAAGCAGCCACAGAUGAUGACCACCGAGGAGGAAUUCUACGCGCCUCCGCCGCCACAGGCCGUGGUUCCGGCUCCGGCACCGACGCCGCAAGAGAAGAGGAUGGACGUCUUUCUCCACAUCAAGGCGAUGCUACACCGGAGCGAGAGCGAGCGGGAGAGAUCGAGGUCCCGGUCGAGGAACUUGGUGGAGGAGAUGCCGUCGCAACUUUGAGGACUGCCGCUGCUGCCGUGUAAUGUGUAUGUGAUUGGUGAAAGCGAGAAGUAGCUAUAAAUCAAAGGUUGCGGUUACUGGAGAGCUAAGCUUACUUCACUGGUGAUAGAUGCCUUUGUUAGGUAACUAUCUCCGUUUUGCAGGCUCAAAGUUAGGUGACCACACACCACCACCAGUUCGCCCAUCAGCGUUGCGACGUCCGAUGAUCCUGUUGCUAUAAUGGAUCGUGAGCUGGAAUCCAUGGCGUUUGUACGCAAGUAAACUUUCUUUCGCUUUUC